Molecule: messenger RNA, 1406 nt
Organism: Lingula anatina
Lineage: Eukaryota; Metazoa; Brachiopoda; Lingulata; Lingulida; Lingulidae
Product: protein MAK16 homolog
Biological process (GO): maturation of 5.8S rRNA; maturation of LSU-rRNA
Cellular component (GO): preribosome, large subunit precursor; nucleolus
Source: RefSeq, a predicted model, not a curated record
GUUCACUUCCGCAACACAUGGUCGUAAAACCUUAGGAACUUGGUGAAAACAAGGAUCAAUUCCAUCGCGAUAUUGAAUAAAAUCAGAAGUCGAUAUGCAGCAUGAUGAUGUUAUAUGGAGCAUCAUUAACGGAUCAUUUUGCUCAUACAAAGUCAAAACAAAGUCACAGAAAUUCUGUCGUAAUGAGUUUAAUUUAACGGGUCUGUGCAAUAGAUCAUCAUGUCCACUAGCCAACAGCCAGUAUGCAACUAUAAGGGAAGAAAAAGGUAUAUGUUACUUAUACAUGAAAACUAUUGAAAGAGCAGCAUUCCCUGCCAGACUUUGGGAAAAGGUUAAGCUAUCGAGGAAUUAUGAAAAAGCACUAAAGCAGAUUGAUGAAAAUCUGAUAUAUUGGCCUAGAUUUAUAAAACACAAAUGUAAACAGAGAUUUACAAAAGUAACACAGUAUUUAAUCAGAAUAAGGAAAUUAACUCUGAAAAGACAGCAGAAACUGGUGCCACUUAGCAGAAAAGUGGAGAGAAGGGAGAAGAGAAGAGAGGAGAAGGCACUGGUUGCAGCACAACUUGAUAAUGCCAUUGAGAAGGAGUUACUGGAGAGACUCAAGCAGGGCACUUAUGGUGAUAUAUAUAACUUCCCACAGCAUGCCUUUGAUAAGGCACUGGAGGUUGAGGAGAUUUCAAGUGAGUCAGAGACAGAGGAGACAAAAGAAAAAGAAGGAGAGAAAGAGCUAGAUGAAGAGGAGGAAGGAGAUUUGGACGAUGAAGAAUCUGACUCUGGAGAAGUGGAAUAUGUUGCAGAGGAAGAAUUUGAAGAAAGUGAUUUAUCAGACCUGGAGGGCACAGAAAAGGGGAAUGGCAAAUUUGAUGAGAGUAGCAGUGAGUCUUCAGAUGAAGAGGAACAGCAAGAUAAACGAAGGACCAGGCAGCGAAAGAGGCCUAGAGUAGAAAUAGAAUAUGAACAAGAGACUGGACAACCUUCAACUUCAAAGUUAAAACUCAAGGGCUAGGUCAAAAAUCAGAAGGACCUAAAGCUCUAAACAUAACUCUGGCAUUGUUCUUGUAAAUAUGUACAUACCAGUACUGAUUUAAUUUUUUUUUUUUUUUUCGUUUACAAUAUUUAGAAAUCACUAUUUAAUUGCAAGAUAAAAGCCACCAAAUAUAUGAAACUGAGACAGUAAUCUUCCAUUUGUUUUAUAACUGUAAUCAAAUUUAAUAUACAUUGACCUGAGAAUGUUGUGAAUACACUUAAAGCAUGAAAUUAUAUGGCUGCAGUUUCAGUUGUUGAAAUAUUAGAGGCAGAUUUAAAAUGUGUACAUCAGAAAAGGCAGCAAAGCUGUCAAAUAGACAGGCACUUAUGUCUGUAAUGAUAUUACCAGUGACAUUAAAAUAGUCUAGUAACGGUAAACA